GGAACUCCGGGCGGGCGGCUUGUUGAUAAUAUGGCGGCAGGAGCUGCCCGGGCAUCUCGAGGAAGCGGUGGGGCCCACACCCGGAAGAAGGGUCUUAUUUCUGACUAGUGCAGCGGCCCCUGCGGGCCCGGAAGUCCCGGCCGCUUGACUGAAUGAGGGGAGCCGGGCCCUCCCCGCGACAGUCCCCCCGCACCCUCCGCCCCGACCCGGGCCCCGCCAUGUCCUUCUUCCGGCGGAAAGUGAAAGGCAAAGAACAAGAGAAGACCUCAGAUGUCAAGUCCGUUAAAGCUUCAGUAUCUGUACAUUCCCCACAAAAAAGCACUAAGAAUCAUGCCUUGCUGGAGGCUGCGGGACCAAGUCAUGUUGCCAUCAAUGCCAUUUCUGCCAACAUGGACUCCUUCUCCAGUAGUAGGACGGCCACCCUCAAGAAGCAGCCGAGCCACAUGGAGGCCGCUCACUUCGGAGACCUGGGCAGAUCUUGUCUGGAUUACCAGACGCAAGAGACCAAAUCAAGUCUUUCAAAGACCCUUGAACAAGUCUUACGUGAUACUAUUGUCCUUCCAUAUUUUAUUCAAUUCAUGGAACUUCGGAGAAUGGAACAUUUGGUUAAAUUUUGGCUGGAGGCCGAAAGUUUUCACUCUACAACCUGGUCCCGAAUAAGAGCACACAGCCUGAACACAGUGAAGCAGAGCUCACUGGCUGAGCCUGUCUCUCCGUCUAAAAAGCAAGAAAACACAGCAUCUUUUUCGACUGAGUCUCUUGACAAGAGAUUGGAGGAUUCUAGCUCAGCUCCACAGCUUAUGACUCACUCAGAAGAAAUUGACCUGAAUGAUAGAACUAAUAUCACCCAGAAUCACUUGCUGCUUUCCGAGGAACGUGACAGUGUCCGUUCUCUUCAACUUGAAGUGACCAGAGCAGGGGCUCAUCAAGCUUCUAUAGAAGCCCAGGAACCCUCCUCCAGGCUUGUAGUUGUCAGUAGAAACAACCCCUCUUCUCCGUUGAAAGAAUUGUCAGGAAAAUUAAUGAAGAGUAUAGAGCAAGAUGCCGUGAAUACUUUUACCAAAUAUAUAUCCCCAGAUGCUGCUAAACCAAUACCGAUUACGGAAGCAAUGAGGAAUGACAUCAUAGCAAAGAUUUGUGGAGAAGAUGGACAGGUUGAUCCCAACUGUUUCAUUUUGGCGCAGUCCAUAGUCUUCAGUGCAAUGGAGCAAGAGCACUUUAGUGAUUUUCUGAGAAGUCACCAUUUCUGUAAAUACCAGAUUGAAGUGCUGACCAGUGGGACUGUUUACCUGGCUGACAUCCUGUUCUGUGAGUCAGCCCUCUUUUAUUUCUCUGAGUACAUGGAAAAAGAAGAUGCAGUGAAUAUCUUACAGUUCUGGUUGGCAGCAGAUAACUUCCAGUCUCAGCUUGCUGCCAAAAAGGGCCAGUAUGAUGGACAGGAAGCACAGAAUGAUGCCAUGAUUUUAUAUGACAAGUACUUCUCGCUCCAAGCUACACAUCCUCUUGGCUUUGAUGAUGUUGUCCGGUUAGAAAUUGAAUCCAAUAUCUGCAGGGAAGGUGGGCCACUCCCUAACUGUUUCACAACUCCGUUACGUCAGGCCUGGACCACUAUGGAGAAGGUCUUCUUGCCUGGCUUUUUGUCUAGCAAUCUUUAUUACAAGUAUUUGAAUGAUCUCAUUCACUCUGUUCGAGGAGAUGAAUUUCUGGGAGGGAACGUUUCACUGGCUGGUCCCAACCCCUCAGGCCCUCCUGAUGAGUCCCACCCAGGCGGUCCCGACAGCUCUGCUUCUCAGUCCAGUGUAAAAAAGGCCAGUAUUAAAAUUCUGAAAAAUUUUGACGAAGCAAUAAUUGUGGAUGCUGCAAGUCUGGAUCCCGAAUCUCUCUAUCAGCGGACAUAUGCAGGAAAUUGCACCCUUUUUUUGGUCUUAUUUAGGAAGAUGACAUUUGGAAGAGUUAGUGACUUGGGGCAGUUCAUUCGAGAAUCUGAGCCUGAACCGGAUGUGAAGAAAUCAAAAGGAUCCAUGUUCUCCCAAGCUAUGAAGAAAUGGGUGCAAGGAAAUACUGAUGAGGCCCAAGAAGAGCUAGCUUGGAAGAUUGCUAAAAUGAUAGUCAGUGACGUAAUGCAACAGGCACAGUAUGAUCCACCACCACUGGAGAAGUCUACAAAGCUAUGACUCAGGCCUGAGAUUCAGGAAAUCUACUUCUGAGAAACCAGAAAACUAUUUUCCCUUGGUUGGAAUCUUCAGCACAGCCAGUGAAAACAGAGCACUCUAUUUCUCUUCACUGAUGCAUCACUGUUGUUUCCAAGAAAAGAAUGAGAGACAAUCCUAGACUUCCACCGUAAUGCAGAGUAACGUGUAGACAUAACUUGAUGCACAUGAUGUUCACACAGUGAAAGUUGUAAAGAUACAAAGUGGUAUUGUUUACAUUACUAGAAAAACGUUAGUUCUCCAUGGCAAUAACCCAUUUAUGAGAGUGGUUUAGCCCCCUGGACUAGACAGGGAGCACAUGCUGUGGGAAGCAGACAGGCCUCAGGCUGCUGUCAACCGAUCCAUCGUAGCAGCAUCACAAAGCAGGUGCCGGAGGUGCCCUGCAUGGUCCUCCUAAAACACACAGGAGCCGGCCCACUGAGAGCCAGGUUGGCCCGAGUGGGCGGCGGUGCGGUGCUAGUAGUGGGGCAGGGAGAGGAGAGGACUCGCCACGCAGCCUCCCUUCCCAGAGGCGUUACUUCAGAAGGAGAUUGACCUGGUGUGGGUCAGGCCUCGGUGACAUCGUCCAGUUUGCAAACGCUUCCUUGCUUCUGAGAUGCAGUGUCUUUGAAGCUGUCUCUUCCUGCUAACAAAGGGUGGUUGUGGCUUCCUCUGAGCAUUAGAACUUACUCCUUUGAAUUUUGCGCUCCAGUUACUUAACUUUCCCUUCGGCACAUGUGUGCAGAGAAAGAAUAAUGAUCACUCCAGUUUUCCCCUGUAGUACCUUGAACAAAAUGGUUGUACCCAGAUUGUACUGUCCUUAUUUUAAUAAGAUGGGUAGGUUGGGCUGGAGGGAGGGAAGAAUUCACCCAGAUGUGACGGCCUCCACUGCUCUUGGCUGGGAGCUGGGAGGUAUACAUCUGGCGGCCUUUUUUCUGUCUUCAGAGUAGCAGUAGACAGACUCACUGUUCUUCUGCCCAGCCCACUUCUGCACGGGAACUCCCAGCCAUCCACAGGACUGCCCUGUUGGCAAGCACACUCGACUGGCCCUCAGCGCUAGGGCUUCCCCAAGCACGCAAAUGUUGGAGGGGAAGGUUCAUUCUCUUAGAUGUAAUUGCUUUUGCAAAAAAAAGAAAAUAUAUAUAUAUAUAUAAAUAUAUAAUUAUCAAUCACUUCUGUCCUUGAAAAAGUCUUGAAUGAACAAAGAAUUUAUUCCAUUGCAAUAGUUGAUUAUAUAGAAGCUCCCUGUUUCAUCAGCAGAAGAGGCGACAAGGCGAUGUGUAAGUUUUUGGUACUGUGUACCACCUGUUCUAAAGCUGAAGUAUUCAUGUACUUAAACCAUAUUCUAUUUAAUUGUGUUUGAUUUUAAAAUAUAUAUAUGAAUUAUAUUUAAAAUUGUGUCAGCUUUCUGCUUUUAGGGCAUUUAUGGCUCUCCUGUUGAAUAUUUUAAUCGUUCCAAAAUAUUUCCAUUUGCUUUACAAAAACCCUGAACUUGAGCCACUGCUGGACCUAGGCUUGUGUUUGGACUGUGCCGCGUAGACCUGAGGUGUUUUACUAGGUAUAUACUUUGUGAUUAACUUAUUGUUCUUUUUAACAGAAUAUUUCUAUCCACUGCACAUUGCUUAAAUCUAAGUAACAGAAAAGCAAUACAAAGGUCAUAGAAUAAACUGUGGUUUGGGGUAACUCUGGCUGCCUCUGCAUGUGUCAGCGUAACAAAUUUUGUACGUUUCCAGGCUAUCUGAGCUAAUGCUUUCAUUUAAGAUAAUUUCGAGCAAUUUCUUUGCAUAUGUUUUGUGCUUCUGAGCCAGCGAUGCCAGUCGUUGUGCGCAUCUUGAUGAGAGAAGAGCAAGUUUGAGAUUCAGUUACCUUUUCUCUGCUCCCCACUGGUGUGCAAGGCCUGAGGUUAUUAGCCACAUUUAGUAUUUAACCUAAAGUUCUAGCAUUGAGAACCCACAGUGUGUCAGGUUCUGUUCAGUCUGUAGACUGUGAUUCCCUGGCAGGGAUUGGAUAGGCUCAAGGAAUCCCAAGAAUAAGCUUUGACUUGAUCAUGUCAUUAACAUCAAAUGCAGCUUGUUUAAAAGGAGAAGGUAGUAAUGAGGAAAUGAUGCCUCUUGUAACUUGGCGUGUCUCCAUCACUUCUCUAAGAUUGGAUGAAAGUAAAAAAACAUGUCAACUAAAUCCAGUGAAAAGCAAUGAAACAGGGAGCAGCUUUUUGUAGCGUGUUCUGCUUGAGUGUCAGUACCGUGCAGAGCUGUACAGAAUGGAAGUGUCUGCCAGUCCUGGAGCUUUGGUUCAAUAGGGGUCUGGAAGGUCAUUGUGAGCUGUAGAAAACCACAGACUCCUGCGUUGGUUUAUGUAAGUAUUGGGACCUAAGUCCCUGAAGAAGCUGCUUGCUCUCUGGUGAUGCCUGGGGACCUGACUCACAGGAACCACCCCUCUCCCCUGGCCCCAGGCUUGGGGGAUAUGAGAAUUCUGCCUCUUACCUUUUCCUCCCUCUCCUCCACACACCAGUUGAUUGAGGGUUGAACUGAUCCCAACAGGCCCCAUUCUUAUCUCCUGGGAUGGUUGCUCACAGAGUCAGGAGCCAGCACGGUGUCAGCAGACCUCAGUUGGUAACCCUGACCACUGUGCUUCCCAGCUUUCUGCCUCCAGUCGUGCACCCUUGCCUCAGGCUCUGAUCAUCCCUUGGGUAUGAACUGUGGGUUUUUUUCAGGAGCAGUUGAGUUUCUAGUAUGCCUAACAAAAAGGAUCUUAACUUUAGAAGCCUAGUGACCCUGUAUCCUGAGUAAGACUGCAAAAACGCUGCUGAGUUCUAGAAAAGUUUACUUUUGUCACUCCCCCACCCCCAUUCAUCUUGUGGUUUUUCUCAAAAUGGAAUCCUGAUCUAUUGGAACUGAAAGACACUCAUUUUAGUAGUAGGAGUUACUCAGUAAGAGAAUGACCAGGAGGUGCCUGGCAUCCUGUGAGAUGGUGGCCGUCAGAACUGAGGGCAGGGGUCUCUGUUCAUGUUUCCCAACUUCUUACUGAAGAGUAACAUAAUCUCCAUCUUAGCAACUCUUAAGUGGCCUAGAAAUGAUGUUUCAGCGGAUGAGUGCCUGUUAGAAACUUAUAGUGAGGGAAGUGGGUAUCUAUUACACACUCUGUCAGCGCUGACUGCUCCUAUGAGCAAGGCCUUUGGCUGAAGGCCUAGAGGAAAGGAAGCAUCAGUAAAAUCCGUAAGGUGAUGUCAGUGGCCCACACCAUUACAUGCCCUCUUAGCCAGUCACAGGCGAGCAUUGUGGGCCCUGAGGAAGCCUCUGCCUGCUUGGGCAGAGCCUGGAAUGGCCUUGAUGAGAGGGUCAGUGUGAGCUGAGACCCGCAGGGUCAUUCUUAAGCUUAGAAAGGGGUUGCUGCCCAUUUCUUGGCGUGGCACCCAGGCCAGUUGUUUCUUUUAAAUGGCCUGGUCAAGUACAUUGAGGGGUCACAGAGCUCCUUUGAGUCACCAGACCCCUUGCCCGAGGCCGCCCCCUCUUAGCAGCCCCUCUGGCACCUGUAGCACUGGGCCCUUAAGUCCCCUGAGUAGCACCUGUGAGCACAGGCUGGCGCAGGGAGGUUAGGUGAGCCUAGAAAAAAUGGACUCCAAGGGAGCUAGGAUUUGCAAAGAAGCAAACGAGAGGAAAGUUGUGACAGCUGUGGCAUUCUUCCCAGCAUCAGAUUUGCCAGUCUCCUGCCUUUAAACGUGCCUUCCGCCUCUUCCCCCAAUGAUUGCUGGCUUCUGCCUGUGCAACAUGUGGAAGAGGCUCUGCCUGAGAGAAGCACCAGCUAGGACUCGGCCUCUGCAUCCGGGCUCCAGCCUCAGCAGCUCACCAAACCCAACCGACACUCCUACGGCAACCUCUGUUCCUUCCAAUUCCAGUGAGUGUUCACCCUGGUCAUGCCAGGCACUGUUUAUGAUGCAGGGACACAGGAACAAAGUAAACUUCCAAGGUCCUGUGGAGCUUGGGAUCUACUGAGGAAGAAAUGGAAGUUCCUUCUGAAACACAUGCUGUUGUUUUUGACUCAAGAUGACUUUGGGGGCUCAGGCCCAGGUUUAACUCUCCUUACCACCUGUGCGAAAGAAAAUCAUUGGGUCACUUAGACACCAUCCUCCCCCAGUCUCCAACACACACACACACCACCACCACCACCACGUUACUGCACGUAUGCAGUGUGAAGUCACAGCCUUGACAACUAUUGAACUAUUUCCUUGAAACAGCUCCUCUGCGUGCUGCGUUAAUGACACCAGUGCUGACCACCGUAACAAUGUUGACCCUCUCCCAGGCACUAUCCUGUUUGAGCCUUAAGACAGGGUUGCAAGGGAAGUGCUUCAUUCUUUUCCCUUCUUGGAACUGAAGAGAGUGAGGCUCAAGAAGCAAAGGGAUUUUUUCCCCAGGAUCUCAAGCCAGGAAUCUCCCAUGGUGUUACGCUGCAGUCACUUGCUCUUCUCUCAUUUUGCUGCUCACUGAUGGUCAGCACAUGGCAGAUGUUGGAGGCUUAAGAAAACUGGCUGGGUCAUGGCUCCAAAAUGAAAACAUUCCACCCAUUACCUUAGAACAGUAGUUUAGACGCUUUCACACUUGUCACGAUUUCCCCAAAGAUGUUAAAUCGUAGAUGGCUGGGCCUAACCUGAGUUUCUGAUUUCGUGGGUUUGAGAUGGGCCCCAAAAAUAAUCAUUUUUGAAAGGUUUCUCAGAUGUUGAUGAUACUGCUCUGGAGUCAACACUUUGGAGAAUCACUGUCUUAAAGUCUUUCCAGCAAGUCGGGAAAUGAGUGUUUCCCUUUCCUGGCUGUAGUCCAUGCUACACAGAAAUGUAACUUGAGGCUGAUUACUCAACACAAGUCCUUUGUUAGUGUUCAGAUGCUUAUCAAAGCUCAGAGCACCCCUGCUCCAUCCCUGCUUUCUCAGAUCAGGAGAACCUGAGGCCCUCAAGGCCAAUCUCACUGGGUGAGGCUCAGCCCGGUGGUCGUCCGCUCCCAGACCCGAAGCCUUUGCUGGGGCAGGGCUCUGGGCAGUUCUCUGGAAAUGAGACUUUGCACUCUUGGGGUCACACUCAGAUCCCCAGUGAGUCCUUUUGCACAACUCCUGGCUGUUCCAUGUCUUUGCAGCUAGCUUGUCUCCCUAGCCCUUGGUGCCAGUAACCCUCCAGGAGCCUGACCCCACUCCUUCACUGUCCUUUCCCACUCUGUCCUGGGACCUCAUUCUUGCUUUCCUUGCCUGCUUUCUGACCCUUCGUCUUCAUGUGUUCCUGUAGCACAUCGUUCCUGAUGGCCUGCUACAUGGCCUGUGCUAGUUGCCGGGGACACAGUCGAGUCAGGGAUGUGUUGCCUGCCCUCCCUGUGGUCUAGGAACAAGGUGUUACGCGUGAGAGGAGUGCCAUGACGGUAAAGAACCCACAUCCUUACGGGAGUAAGGGAGGUGAGCUCCCUCAUCUCCUCAUGGCUCACACUUCCCGAUCCAGUCAGUCUUCCUGCCUGUUCUUCCCUCAAAAUGUUGGGGUGUUUUUCACAGUCCCGGUUGUGUUACUCUUGCAUCCCUGACUGGAGCAGGACUAUGUCCAAAUUGCCCACCAGCACGUGUCCUAGCUGUUGCUGUUGCUUCCAGUUUGGCUCAAGGUCCUCAUUCAGCCCUUCCCCGGGGAACCUGUCUACGUUGCCCUCCGGCUGCAGGAAGCUCCUGGCUCUGCUUCUCCCACUCUGACACACCAUUCCUGGCUUCCCUCAGGCCUUCCCUUCCCACCAGGAAGCAUCUCUGCUCAGGCUGACCAUCCGCCCAGCAACCUGUGACCUGGGAUUCUUUGCUCAUUCUAUUCCCAAGAAUGGAAAAAAUAUUGAGGAUGGGUGUUGUAUCCACCCCUAAGCAAACUCAGCCAUCUCGCAACUGCUCUACCUCUGGUUUCUUCUCACGAGUGUUAAUCCACAACAACCUCGAACAACGCAAGUUCGAGUGGUCAUAAAUUCCUCCUGUUGGAGUGGGUCCAAAGAAGGGAGGGAAGGAACGGUCAUGAUCCCAGCAAGCUAACUCACCAUCACCAGAGCUCAAUUAUGUAAAGCUGCCUUUCAGAGAGCGAUUUCAGAAGCGGUGUAGUGAGCAGUGUUGUUGCGAGGACCACAGACCUAUCCCCGUAACGGGGGUGGGGACAGUCCAGAAGGGAUGGGCUGCGUGGACGGCUGCAACGCCUGUGUCAGGUGUGUGUGUUUUAAAGUGCUGCAUCUCAGCUUCACCACGAGGCGGGGAGAGACAUGUCAGAACACUGGCUGUAGGAAUCAUGAAGAUGUUGCUUUCCAAGAGGCGUAUAGAAAAUUCAGAUCAAACUGCUAUUUGAAAUGUGAGAAUGGGAAAAAAGCAAUAUUUUGUAUUAAUGUCCUAGUGUAUAUAAUGUUAUUUUAAAUAAGCAUGUUAACUAAAUAAAUUAGAUACUAUAAAACUA
Messenger RNA from Ochotona curzoniae (black-lipped pika), 8634 nucleotides. RefSeq names its product A-kinase anchoring protein 10 (gene AKAP10). Gene Ontology annotation, cellular component: plasma membrane. The transcript has 15 exons. Gene Ontology annotation, molecular function: protein kinase A binding. The record is from RefSeq and is a predicted model, not a curated record. Bases 153 to 2174 code for a protein of 673 amino acids. Gene Ontology annotation, biological process: intracellular protein localization. NCBI's taxonomy places the organism in Eukaryota, Metazoa, Chordata, Mammalia, Lagomorpha, Ochotonidae.